AUGUCUCAUUACAGAAGUGGAAAAUUAGCCAGGGCAUUUAUUAUAAUUCCUAGUUUAGAGUAAUGGGAAAAAGUAUUAGAAUUAACAAAACCUUCAGAAUGGACACCAUAAGCAGUAGAAGCUUCAGUUCGAGUAUUUUCUUCAAAUUUAGAUGGACAUAGAGCUAAGAUUUAUUAUUAAACAGUUCUUUUACCUGCAUUAAAAAAAGAUAUUAAAAAAAACAAAAAACUAAAUGCACAUUAUUAUUAAGCUUUAAAGAAAGCUAUAUAUAAACCUGCUGCAUGGUUCAAAGGAAUUAUUUUCCCUUUAUUAAAUGAUCCUGAAACUACAGUUAAAGAAGCUUAAAUUGUUUGCAGUUUAUUAAAUAAAAUGACUGUCCCUGUAAUGCAUUCAUCUGCUUGUUUAUUAAGACUUUGUUAUAUGGGAUUUAGUGGACCUGCAUGUAUUGUGAUGAAAACUCUUAUUGAAAAAAAAUAUGCUCUUCCUAAUAGAGUUGUUGAAGGUUUGUUCUAAUAUUUUAUUCAGUUAAUUGAAGAAACUAAGGCUUUACCUGUUGUUUGGCAUUAAAUGCUUCUAAAGUUUUGUGAAUUUUAUAGUGGACAUUUGAAUGAUGAUUAAAAGAAAUAAUUGAAAGUAUUAGUAAAAAGAUAAUAUCAUUAAUUAAUUUCUCCUGAAAUACUUAAAGCUAUUGAUGGUGAUAAUAUAGUGGUUAAUGAUAAUAAAAUGAAUUUGGAAUGA
Molecule: messenger RNA, 738 nt
Organism: Ichthyophthirius multifiliis
Lineage: Eukaryota; Ciliophora; Oligohymenophorea; Hymenostomatida
Exons: 2
Biological process (GO): rRNA processing
Cellular component (GO): nucleolus; cytoplasm; preribosome, small subunit precursor
Molecular function (GO): snoRNA binding
Source: RefSeq, a predicted model, not a curated record